Molecule: messenger RNA, 405 nt
Organism: Anthostomella pinea
Lineage: Eukaryota; Fungi; Ascomycota; Sordariomycetes; Xylariales; Xylariaceae
Source: the annotation of a GenBank genome assembly
AUGUUCUCCACCAAGAACAUCGCCAUUCUACUCCCCGGCCUGACCCCAUCCGCCAUAGCCCUCCCGAACAGCAGCCCCGCCUCGCCCCUGGCCGUACGGGACGACCUCUGCGGUGCCUCGUCCUUCAAUGCCGUCCCCAACCCGGCCCCGCUUGCGGACUGCCAAGGGCUGCUACCCACCAUCGUCGACGUCAACCUCGACCACCCCGGCGGCGUUGUGCACCUCUUCCAGAACGGCGCCUGCUCCGUGUGGAUCUACAGCGAUGUGCCGAUCAGCUUCCGCGGCCAGGACAUCAGCGAUAUCUUAACUGUCACUAUCGAUGACUGGACUACGAAUGGCUUGACUGGUGCUGCGGGCAUUGUUGGAUGCUCCGGCGGUACUCUUUCUUGGACUAUUGUUGUCUAG